This is a messenger RNA of Paramecium sonneborni, 915 nucleotides long. NCBI's taxonomy places the organism in Eukaryota, Ciliophora, Oligohymenophorea, Peniculida, Parameciidae. The record is from the annotation of a GenBank genome assembly.
AUGAAAGCAAACAAAUAAUCACCUUAGAAAAUUUUCAAUAAUCAAUAACAAGUAAAAAAAUAGAAGAAAAGUUCAUGGAAAUUAUGUUAAUAAAUUACCUUUAAUAAACCCAAGAAAUAAGACCUUGUCCUAAUAAUAAAUGUAGUUAGUUAUUAUGCAUUUCUCCCAACAAAUAGAUGUAAAGAAGAAUUCUCUUGUAACUUAUGCAGUAAAUUAAUAGUUGAUAUAAAUAGAUGUUAUUUGGCUUGAUAAAUUGUUCUUAUUAAAAAUUAAAGAUACUAAAAGUGAUUUAUUAUCAUCUUUUUUUUAAUUUGUUUCUACUUAAGAAUGUCCAAGAUGUAAUUCUAAAAUACUAAAAAAUGGAGGAUGUAGUCAUGUGACUUGUAAAAAAUGCCAUUUAUAUUAUUGUUGGAUAUAUAACAAUUAAUUAAUCAACCAUGUUCAUAAUGAUUUUAUUUGCUUCAUUAGAAAACUAGUCUACAUUACAUUAAUCUUAUUCAAUAUUGGUAUCACAUUUUAUAACUUAGAUUGAUUUUAUACUUCCUAAUGCUAUGAUAUUAUUAUUGUUAUUUUUGAGGUCUCUUUUUGCUUUAUAAUUCCUACAUUAUAUUACCAAUCGCUCUUAUUACUACUUUGGUUUACACUUUCAAAUAAUUACCCAAGCUUCCCAAGCUUAAUGGUGUUCGAAAAUAAAGAUUUAUUAAAUCAUAAAUAAUAUUUUUGAUAGUCUAAACAACUAUUUUAAUAUUAUAAGUGAUAAUCACUUAUUACAAAAUUUACAAUAUAACUUUAUAUCAGUUUCUAAAUUAUCAUUACUACUAAUUUAUAAUUAUUUUUUUAUUUGGAUCAAUUACUAUCCUAAUAAAGUUUUUUUACAAUUUCUUGUAAUCAAAUUGGCUCAAAUACUUGAUUUGA